Sesamum indicum (sesame) is the source of this 1471-nucleotide messenger RNA. RefSeq names its product chalcone synthase. Gene Ontology annotation, molecular function: acyltransferase activity, transferring groups other than amino-acyl groups. The record is from RefSeq and is a predicted model, not a curated record. NCBI's taxonomy places the organism in Eukaryota, Viridiplantae, Streptophyta, Magnoliopsida, Lamiales, Pedaliaceae. Gene Ontology annotation, biological process: polyketide biosynthetic process.
GUUUGACACAGUACAAGGUCCAGUAGUAUACACAGUAGCAACCCACGUUCUUUCGACAGAAGAUGGCGAGAACUGUUGAGGAGAUCCGCAGGGCUCAACGUGCGGAGGGGCCGGCCACCGUCUUGGCCAUCGGGACUGCCAAUCCUCCGAUUUGCGUCGAGCAAUCCUCUUUUCCUGAUUACUAUUUUCGAAUCACUAAUAGCGAACACAAAACUCAGCUCAAACAAAAAUUUAAGCGCAUAUGCGAGAAAUCGAAGAUCAAGAAACGUUACACACACUUAUCUGAAGAAAUGCUAAAAGAGAAUCCAAACAUAUGUGCUUUCAUGGCGCCGUCACUGGACGCCAGGCAAGACAUCAUUGUGACUGAGGUGCCCAAACUCGGCAAAGAAGCUGCGAAGAAGGCGAUUGCUGAAUGGGGGCAACCAAAAUCAAAGAUCACCCACCUAAUAUUCUGCACUACUAGCGGUAUUGACAUGCCCGGCGCUGACUACCAACUCACAAAGCUCCUCGGCCUCCGCCCCUCCGUCAAGCGUUUCAUGAUUUACAUGCAGGGUUGCUUUGCAGGUGGCGCCGUCCUCCGCAUGGCCAAAGAUUUGGCGGAGAACAAUGCGGGUGCUAGGGUUCUAGUUAUUUGCUCUGAAACUACAACCAUGGGUUUUCGUGGCCCAAGUGAAGGUCACUUGGAUAAUCUUGUGGGGAAUGUGUUGUUUAGUGAUGGCGCGGCCGCAGUUAUCGUGGGUUCUGACCCGAUUGUGGGGGUAGAGCGGCCGCUUUUCCAACUUGUCUCCGCAGCUCAAACUAUUGUGCCCGACAGUGGUGGUGAUCUUUCUGGAGUUGUACGUGAAGCCGGGCUGAUUGUCAACCUUUCACCAGAUGUUCCCUGCAAGAUAUCUGAAAAUGCUGAGAAGAGUCUGGAGGAAGCGUUUGAACCUUUGGGUAUUUCUGAUUGGAACUCAAUAUUCUGGAUUGCACACCCCGGUGGACCAGCAAUUCUGGAUCAAAUUGAGGCCAAGUUAGGCUUAAAGCCCGAAAAACUCUGGUCAAGUAGGCACGUGUUAAGUGAGUAUGGGAACAUGGCGAGCGCGUCCGUGUUCUUUGCACUUGAUGAAAUGCGGAAGAUCUCGGCCAAGCAAGGGUUGAAGUCCACCGGGGAAGGGUUGGAUUGGGGAGUGUUGCUUGCGUUUGGGGCGGGCAUCACCAUUGAGACCCUAGUGCUGCACAGUGUACCAAUCAAUUGAGGGUUCCUCAUGUUAAUGUGGGAUGAGAGAGAAUUUUUUAUCCAAUCAAAUUUGGUCGAAUCAAAUCUUUUCUGAAUUGUACACCAAUCACACAACAAGUAUAUUACACUUGCUAUAUAAUUGAUUCAGGUCUUGCUGGGUUCGGGCUAGAGUUUCUCAUGGGAUGAGUUACUACUGAUGUUAAGUUGUGUUGUAUUUGGAGCUUACUUUGUUCUCGGUUGUUGUCAGUUUUA